Molecule: messenger RNA, 1977 nt
Organism: Leptomonas pyrrhocoris
Lineage: Eukaryota; Euglenozoa; Kinetoplastea; Trypanosomatida; Trypanosomatidae
Exons: 1
Coding region: 1-1977 (658 amino acids)
Biological process (GO): ribosomal small subunit biogenesis; ribosomal small subunit export from nucleus
Cellular component (GO): nucleus; cytosol; preribosome, small subunit precursor
Source: RefSeq, a predicted model, not a curated record
AUGCCGACCGUCAAGAAACCGCGCAACAAGGGCGUCACCUACAAGCUCGUCCCACGCUCUUAUGGCGACGCCGACGCCGCGGAGGGACCGAUUUGGGUGAGUGAGGCGGAGUUCUACCGCAACCACCAGGACCCGAUCACAGCAGAGGACGAGCAGGACAAGGCGCAGCGGCAGUUCCGCAUGUACGCGGCGGCGGCCAACGCCGAGUUCACCGAGGAGCGCCGCCGUCGCCGACGCACGGAGGGUGAGGAAGAGGACGACGACGACGGCGGCGAGGAGGAAGGCGAGUGGGUCGACGGGGACUGGGAGGAGGAGGGUGAAGAAUGGGAGGAGGAGGCAGAGGCAGAGGCAGAGGCAGAGGCGGAGGUUUCUUCUGCAGCAGCAAAAUCCACCAAAACGGUUGCGUCUGCUCUCCCCGGCGCCUCGGUGCCCACCCCAGCCGCGCCUUCUCAUCUUCACCCCCCUCAAUCUGCCGCUGCUGCUGCACACGACGGUGGCGGUGAUGUUGAGCCCCACCACGGACAAGACGCGAGUGCCGACCGCGCAGCAGAUGGACAGAGGGGGCGGGAUGCGGACAAGGCGGAGGCAGAGGAGCAACUCUUCGAUGACGCGGUGGAGUGCGAGGUGACGGACGACUUCUUGCGUCAGCUCGUCUUCGGCAACGGCGACGCGGCGGGUGGCGAUGAGGACGGUGGCGAGGGCGACGACGAUGACGAUUCUAUGAUGGACGAGGAGGACGAGGAUUGGGACGGUCUGGACGAAGAAGACGGGGAGGUAUGGCGGCUGCUGACGGAGGAGGAGAAGGCAGCGAUCAAGGCGUCUCGCCGUCGCGGCACGGCCCGUCGUCGAAAGAUGGCGUCGUCCGGCGAGGCCGUCGCAGCGGCGGCCCGUACCCACGCGGCAGACGGCACGGAGUACCCCGUCCACGACGUCACCCAGCGCGCGGUCGACCGUCAAUUUACGGAGAUGAUGCGGGAGUUCAAUGCGGAUGCGCGGCUCAACGAUGCCUGCAUCGACGACCCGCGUACGCACGGUGCGCUGCCGAUGGAGAAGUACAUGGCGGCCCUCGAGGAGUUCGUGAUGGACCGCGCCGGCGUGGACGUGGAGACGGCUGAGCCGCACAAGAACAAGGGCUUAAUCCAGCAGUUGAAGUACCUUACCCACCACGCCGGCGCCUUUGACUCCGAUGGACAGGGCACCUACAUGACGACGUUGCUGCCCGAGAAGCAGCAGCGAUUUGUGGCGGACUUCCAGAAGGGCACUGAGGAGAUUCGACAGGCGGCACGUGUGCGCGUGGCGCAGCGUCGUCAAGCCGCCGCGGCUGCCGCGUUGGUUGCGUCACCCUCUGCCACGGCCGGCGCCUCAGGGGAGGCGGGUAGCGCUGCCGCUGCGGUUCCGGCUCGCACGUCUGCGGAGCUCGCAGAGGAGGUAGAAGAAGAGGAGGAGAUGAUCGUGCUUGAGGUGAAGCCGAAGGCCGACCGCCUUGACUGCGAGACCGCCGUCAGCGCCUACUCCACCUACUACAAUCAACCAAAUGUGCUUCAGGCGCCUCGCAAAGGGCACCCGAUGGGCCGUGGUGCGAGGAAGGCGGUGGGGGUGGUGAAGGGUAACGUGAUCAGCGCUGCGGAGGCCGCGAAUGCGACGAGCAGCGACGCGACGAAAAAGGCGCCCUCUCGAAGCGCGCAGCUCCACGCCUCAUCCAACGACGACGACGACGGCCGCCGCAGCAGUGGCAGCGACGAAGACGAAGUGGCGGCGACGAAUGCGCAGCGCAGUUUCGACGUAGUUCCCACAGUGCGCCGCAAGGACGAAACGAAGGAGGAGAAGAAGCUGCGGCGGCAGGCUGUGAAGGUGGCGCAGCGCGAGCGUCGUCAGGCGAAGAGCGCCCUCAAGUCCACGUACAAGAAUGUGGAGGCAGAGGAGGUGAAGCGCAGUGCCACCUCGCAGGCCGCACGUCGCACGGUGCACUUUAUGUAG